Messenger RNA from Verticillium dahliae VdLs.17, 885 nucleotides. RefSeq lists its product as uncharacterized. NCBI's taxonomy places the organism in Eukaryota, Fungi, Ascomycota, Sordariomycetes, Glomerellales, Plectosphaerellaceae. The transcript has a single exon. The record is from RefSeq and is a predicted model, not a curated record. Gene Ontology annotation, cellular component: nucleolus. Gene Ontology annotation, molecular function: rRNA (adenine) methyltransferase activity. The coding region runs from base 1 to 885 and encodes 294 amino acids.
AUGGCGAGGAAACAGAGACAGGCACCCACAAGCUUGUCUCAAGGCCGCCCCCCAACCCUACAGCGCAAAGUUCAUUCGAUAUCCAGGAAAGAAACUCGGACGCUCAUCAACGCCCACCACACACUUCAGAAGAGACGGCAACAGGCCAUCUCGCGCAAUGACAGUGUUUUAGUGGCAGCUAUAGAGGCAGAGAUUUCGUCCCUUGGCGGCAUCGCAGAGUAUCAACGGGCCAGUCUUCAAGGGCAGAGAAACGAUAGGGGCGGCGACAGCUCCAAAGUACUUCUUGAGUGGUUGAAGCCUGCUAUCACGCCUUUGAAGGCGGCUUCAUCGGUACCAGACCAACGCUUUCGCAUGCUCGAGGUGGGAGCACUGAGCACAGAAAAUGAAUGCUCGCGAAGUGGCUUGUUUGAGAUGAAACUCAUCGAUCUCAACAGUCAACACGACGAUAUCCUUCAACAAGACUUUAUGGAACGCCCUUUGCCGACGAAAGACAGUGAACGCUUCGAAAUCAUCUCACUCAGCCUGGUCCUCAACUACGUUCCCGACCCUGUCCUACGGGGUCGAAUGCUGCAUCGCACCUUGGCAUUCCUACGUGAACCACGGAUCGACCUGCCUGGGGAAGGCAGCGCAAUAUUUCCGGCACUGUUUCUCGUGCUUCCUCGUAGUUGUGUGCACAACUCGCGAUAUUGUACACUCGAGCGGUUGACUGAACUCAUGGCUCUGCUGGGCUACACGUGCAUACAGACCAAGUACACCAACAAGCUGGCGUACUUCCUUUGGAGGCGGACGGAGCCACCUCGGAAUCCCUUGCCGAUUUUCCCCAAGAAAGAGGUUAAUGCCGGGGGCGAUCGCAACAACUUCGCCAUUGUUCUCAAUAAAGCAUGA